Molecule: messenger RNA, 1242 nt
Organism: Penicillium brevicompactum
Lineage: Eukaryota; Fungi; Ascomycota; Eurotiomycetes; Eurotiales; Aspergillaceae
Exons: 6
Coding region: 1-1242 (413 amino acids)
Biological process (GO): mitotic cell cycle
Cellular component (GO): mitotic spindle; DASH complex
Source: RefSeq, a predicted model, not a curated record
AUGACAUUCCGCACCACAGCAGAAGAAAUGGAGAGACUCCAAUUAUCAGACGAAGAUUCAGACCUUUGGGACUCCCCUUCGAAGAAGAGUGCGCCCAAGAAGUUCACCCCAAAAGCUUCCGAUGAGAAAAUUAAGCUGGAACCUCGGUCCUCUCACGACGGCGCCAAUGAUGGUGAUGACCCGCUCUAUGAUCGUCAAGAGGCACGGGACGCCGCGCUCCGCAACGAGCUACAGGGCGUACGGAAUAUCAACGAAGUCAUUGAGGGACUGCUAAAUAGCUUGGACUCCGCGAAAGGAAACAUGGAGACGGUCUCUCAAACCGUUACCUCGGCCUCGACUCUGCUCAACACAUGGACCCGUAUCCUCUCCCAAACUGAGCAUAAUCAGCGCUUGAUCUUGAACCCGAAUUGGCAAGGUGCUACACAGGAUGUAGCUGAUAUCGAAAAUGAGGCGAUCCGGAAACAACAGGCGGCAGAGCGACGCGAGCAGGCACUCCAACAACAAAGGGAAGCUGCGGCACGAAGGGCAGAAGAGAUUGAGGCACGACGAGCGCAGGUCACUCGGGGGACGCGGGGUACCCGAGGCACUCGAGGAACGACUAGGGGCACUGUUCGAAGCACCGGACUGGGAAGAACCCCCAGUGUGAGCACCACGCGAACAACCGCAACACGCGGGUCGACAACAACACAACAACGCCCGGUUAGUGGAAUUGCACGCGGGAGCGGGAUCUCCCGUGGUCAGCUCGAGCGCGCCCUGUCACCUCCGCCCGAGGGGCGCGUCAUCAGCCCAAAGCUCCGCUCACCACGAGCCUCGGCCGAUCUCCCUUCUCCAAGUCACUUUGCUGCGGGCGGCUAUGGCAAUCAGAGCUUUGGGCGAGAUGUCGAGGGUGGACAUGUGAGCCUCGGGGCUUUCGAGACCAGUCUUCCUAUCAGUAUGAAUGUUGAGGCCAUGCUGGCAUACUUGCUUCUGCCUCCAGCGGGAGGCGUGUUCUUAUUACUUGCUGAACACAAGAGUGAUUACGUGCGAUUUCAUGCUUGGCAGUCAAGUAUGUUAUUCGCUGCUUUGUUUGUUGUCCACCUGCUCUUCAGUUGGUCUAGUUUCCUUUCCUGGACAUUGUUUCUCGUUGAUCUUCUUUUGAUCGGCUUCCUUAGCAUGCAUGCCUAUCAAGAUGUCGACACGUUGGACCAUUUCGAGGUCCCUAUUUUUGGCCGCCUGGCUAAUUCUUUCGUUGAUGAUGAAUGA